This is a messenger RNA of Drosophila ficusphila, 1876 nucleotides long. RefSeq names its product solute carrier family 2, facilitated glucose transporter member 7 (gene sut2). Gene Ontology annotation, biological process: monosaccharide transmembrane transport. The transcript has 5 exons. Gene Ontology annotation, molecular function: hexose transmembrane transporter activity. The coding region runs from base 218 to 1693 and encodes 491 amino acids. Gene Ontology annotation, cellular component: membrane. The record is from RefSeq and is a predicted model, not a curated record. NCBI's taxonomy places the organism in Eukaryota, Metazoa, Arthropoda, Insecta, Diptera, Drosophilidae.
ACAAGUAGUCGUAAGACAAGAGCGCUGAAUUUAUCUACGUUCGCUUAUGUGCUGUAAACGUAUUCCAAAGUUCCGGACGAGCGAAACGAAGAUGUAUUUAUGUGAUGAUAUAUGGCGGUGCGGAUGACUCAAUGAAGUGUGGAAUGGCAAAAAUCGAACCGCUGGAUGCGAAUCACUUUCGGUUUAGCUUUCGGCGUGCCAGCAUCGCUCCAUCGCCAUGGUUGUUGUUAUGCACGUGAACCCGCCCAGGCUGAAUGGCUGGACCCCGCUCCUGCUGCUCAUCUGCCUGACCGUAACGCUGGGCACCACGAUUCCCGUCGGCUACUUCUUCGGGGUCCUCAACGCCCCGGCCGAGAUCAUCAGGAAGUGGUGCCAGGACAUCCUGGCGACCGAGUACGACACCAUCGUCACUGCCGGCCAGCUGGACAUCCUCUGGACGAGCAUUGUGUCCAUCUACCUGAUCGGAGGCAUCUGCGGGUCCUGCUUCAGCGCAUUAGUUAGCGACAAAUAUGGCCGGAAAGGUUGUUUGAUGAUCAGCGGAGUGCUGCUCGUGAUAUCCGGCAUCCUGUUCACCUGGUGCCGUGCAGCCAAAUCCCUGGAGAUGCUGAUGACCGGUCGCUUCCUGGGCGGCAUUGCCUCAGCCCUGAUCUUCACCGCCCAACCCAUGUAUCUGCUGGAAUCGGCUCCCUCGGAGCUUAGCGGCAGCGUUGGAGUCUUCACUUGCAUAGGAGUGACUGGCGGAAUCCUGCUCGCCCAGGUGUUCACUUUAACCCACUUGCUGGGUAACGAACGGCUGUGGCCUUAUGCCCUCAGUAGCUACAGCUUGUUGGUGAUGGCUUCCCUGCUGCUCCUUUGGUGGUUUCCAGAGAGUCCUCGGUGGCUCUACUUGUGCAAAAGGGAUUUCGCCGCCAGUGAACGGGCUUUGUUGCGUUUGAGGGGAAAAAACUCCGAGGAGGAAGUGCAGCAGGAACUUCUUGAGAUGAAGGCCACUCUGGAGGCUAAAGCAAGCUCGGAGAAAAGUUCUAUAUGUUCGGUGCUGGGGGAUAGAGAACUCUGGCUGCCGCUCCUCCUGGUCUGCUCAUUUCAGGCCACCCAGCAACUUAGUGGGAUUAAUGCGAUCUUCUUUUACUCGCUCUCGAUUCUGACAAAAGCGGGUUUCUCGAAUGGAGCAGCUACUUGGUUGAAUUUGGGAAUCGGCGGAUUCAAUCUCUGCACUGCCCUGCUGGGACCCCUACUAAUUCGCAGGUUUCCGCGUCGCCCUCUGAUGCUUCUCUCCUGCUCCAUUUGUGCUCUUUCCUUACUGGCCAUGUCCUUGGGACUCUUCUUUCUGGAGAGAUCCGGGAGCACGAUUCUCACCUACUUUUGCGCCGCCUUUAUCCUCCUUUUUAUUCUGGGAUUCCAGCUGGGUCUGGGUCCUAUUGCCUACUUCAUUGGCUCUGAACUUCUGGAGGACUCUCCUCGUCCGUUGGCCAUGUCGAUGGGCAGCCUGUUUUCAUGGAUCGGCAACUUCCUCGUGGGCAUGUGCUUUCCCCUGCUCCAGAGUGUCUGGAGUUCGUUCGCCUUCAUCCCGUGCAUGUGCGUCUGCCUCUACUGCCUGCUGCUCACCUGGCGAUACCUUCCGGAGACUCGAGGUCGGGAGCCCAGGGAUGUCAAGCCGCUGAUGAGCCACUUCCUCGCCUCCAAGCGGAACUGAGGCCAAGUGUUGUAAUGUCCAUUCAAAAAAACAAAUCGAGCUGGUCUUUCGUAAAUAAUAUCCAAAGAAUCUAACCUAAACACUUUAUUUUUUUUAAUUUUUUAAAACCAUUGUUAUGUUCUAUUCGGUCCCAGUUUGGUUACACACUAUUUGAGAAAUAUUUGGCUUUGUCCCCUAAAACCA